AUGUGCGAGCAUCAGUGAAUUCACAAUCGCUAUGCUGACCUGUGAGGGGGGGGCAUACUUGCACUAUGAUUUUUUUUGACUCAGCUCUGGUCGUCAUUGUGUGUGGUUAGAUACAUCGAUGGUGGGCGAUGACCGCGUCCAGAUACAUUUGGGAAGUGCACUCAGUGACUAAGCUCUGGCCGUCAUUGUGGUUAAAUACAUCGACGGUGGGCCAUAACUGCGGCCAGAUACAUCCAGGAAGUGUGCUCACUGAGGAGUCUGGAAAUGGCUGCGAUCAAUUCGGGAAUUCGUUCAGCCAGUCGUUUUGAAGCACUUAAGGGCAUACUCGCCGUGGUCCCUUUCGGAACUGAAUUUGUAUGCAAUUGCGGCCAGAUGCAUUCGGAAAAGUCCUCAUGAAAUCUGGCAUAAGAUACAGAGAAUCUGGCUUCUUGGAAAACGAUUCGAAUCUGGGUCCAAUUGCGGCCAGAUGCAUUCAGAAAAGUCCUAGCGGUUUAACUUGUGCAUGCGGAAUUGCUGCACAGCUGGUUCAUUUGCUGCUGUCGAAUAGCCAUUGAUGUAUAGCCAGUGUAUAGCUGGUGUAUAGCUAGCUGGUUAGCUUCUAUACAGCCAGUAUAUAGCUCAUAUAUAGCCGUUAUGAAGUUCAUCUAUAGCCGGUGUAUAGCCAGUGCAUAGCUGGUAUGUAACCAGUGUAUGGCUGGUGUAUCGCUGGUCUAUAGUCGAUAUGUAACCGGUUUACAGUGGGUCUAUAGCUGCUAUAUAGCCUGUCUAUAGCAGAGAUAUCGCCCGUGUAUAACUGUUGUAUAGCCGGUCUAUCGCCAGUGUAUAGGCAGUGUUUAGUCGGCUAUAGCCGUUGUAUAGCUGGUCUAUAGCCAGAAUAUGGCUGGUACAUAGCUGGAUUUUAAUGGCACUGGCUAUCUUGUCACUGGCAUGAUUAUCUGAGCCGAGUCACCUCGUCUUUCGGCAGAGUCAGCCUAUAGCAUGUGUUCUUUCAGUCCGCAAGGAGGGUACAGCUGUGAUCAUACCAGAAUUGUGUUGGCCUUUCAACGAGGGCAAGGGCCGCUUCAAGGAUCGUACCAGAUCGGUUGAGAUUGGCUUUAGGGAAGACUCUGCCGCCAUUCAGUGCAUAGAUGGAUGCUAUACUCUUUUGCUAUUGAUGGAUGCUCAUGGCCGUGGAUUACUAUCGAGUGUUAAAGAUGGCUAUUGACCGGAGGGGGAUGUAGAGAUAUCUGAAGCCAAUGAAGGCAUUGAUGGCAUUUAUGCUGUUUCAGUAUCGAUCACUUAUGAUGGCGAUUGGUGGCGAUUGACGGUGAUUGACGGUGAUUGACGAGGAUUGACGAGGAUUGAGGGCAAUCCAGGGCAGCUGAUGGCUAUUAAUGGCUAUUAAUGGUUAUCGAUGGCUAGUGAUGGCUAUUGACGGCGAUUGACAGAUAUUGUUGACAUCUAUUAACAGCCAUUAACAGCUAUUGAUGGCUGUUGAUGACAGCUGAUCGGUGUUGAUGUCUAUUGAUGGCUAUUAAUGGCUAUGGAUGGCUAUUAUUCAUGUCUCUUGAUGACUAUUAUUGAUGGCUAUUGAGGGCUAGUCACAGCGAUUGACUGUUACUGACUGCUACUGACGGCUAUUGAGGGCGAUUGAUGGCUAUUAAUGACUGUUAAUGGCUAUUGAUGGCUAUUGAUGAUGGGGUUUGAUAGCUAUUGACAGCUAUUGACAGCUGUUCACAGCUAUCGAUGGCUAUUGAUGGUUAAGACUCGGGAAUUCUGCGGAGUUUGGAAACAUCGGAGCCUGUUACGUUCAGAGACCUCACAAGCGGAGGGAGACCAUCGAUACAAGGGAUUUCCAAAUUGCCACGGGUGCAUCGACUGCACCCACAUCUAUGUGGACAAACCCGCCAACGCGAACGGGGAGGACUACUGUGAUCGGAAGAGGCGAUUCUCUGUGCAGGCGCAGGUUGUCGUCGACAUGAAUUUGCGUGUGCUGGACGUCUUCGUCGGUUACCCUGGCAGCGUGCAUGACAUGAGGAUGUUACAUCUGUCCAGUUUGUGGGAGCGCGCGGAGUCUGGACAACUUUUCACUGGCCCGCAUGUCAUGCUGUCGUUUGGUGUCCGAACAAAUGGAUACUUGCUCGGCGACAACGGCUAUCCCCAGUCGGAAUGGAUUGUCGUCCCGUAUGGAGGUCUCGCGCAGCAUCCCACGGAGGCACGGUUCGACAACAACCAAAAGACGGCGAGGGGAGCGGUAGAGAGGGCGUUUGGAAGAUUGAAGGGCAUGUGGAGGUUAUUCCUGCGCACGCACAAGUGCAACAUGGACACGUUGCCGCAACAGUUCAUUGCGGUGUGCAUCCUCCACAACAUACUGAUCGACGCAGGCAUUCCCUUCGACGACAACCUGUUGUGGGAGGUUGAUCCGGAUGGCGUCCGACGCAGGGUGGAUCUGGGCAUGCAUGCGCCGCUGCGUCCUGUUUGCAUGGAGUUGUCGACCAGGGACGCGCUCAUUUUGCGGGAUGCGUUGGCGGAGAGGAUGGGUGCGCAGUGAGGAUGGGUGGUUGUGGGAGUGGAGAGUCGAAGACGGUCGUGAUGCGGCGAGAUAUCG
Chara braunii is the source of this 2587-nucleotide messenger RNA. NCBI's taxonomy places the organism in Eukaryota, Viridiplantae, Streptophyta, Charophyceae, Charales, Characeae. The record is from the annotation of a GenBank genome assembly.